AGUAAAAAUUCAAGAUGGCGGUGGAAGCGUCUGCUAAUCUACAGUUCAUGUGCAAUAUUUUAAGUUUAACUGUCAUUGUAGCAUGUGUGAUUCUUAAAGUACCUCAGAUUAUAUCUGUUUUCAACUCCAAGAGUGUUAGAGGUAUAAGCUUUAGCAGCGUCAUGUUGGAAACAUGUGGAUAUUCCAUCAUGCUGACUUACCACUUCGCCAUGCAGUAUCCACUGUCAACAUACUUCGAGUACACAUUCUUGGUGCUGCAAGAUUUAACAUUAGUUACCCUGCUGCUACACUACAGUGGUAAAUUGCAAGUUAAAAUUCUUCCGUGGUUUGCAGUCUAUUUUGUAGUGAGCAGUUCUUUUGCUUUCAGAUUUGUGCCUGAUGUUGUUUUGCAGUUGGCCAUUGGUUCUGGUCUACCACUGUCAGUCGGUAGCAAAGUGAUGCAGAUAUACUCAAUAGUGAGUAAACAGGACCCUGGACAAGUGAGUGCUGUCACAUGGGGAAUGGCUUUCUAUACAACCAUGGCGCGAAGUGUGACAACUCUUGUCCUGACAGGAGACAUCACAGUGUUGACCAAUUUUGCCCUCAGCUGUCUCCUCAACCUGACACUGAUGCUGCUGGUCAUUUACUACAGGAGGAUCAGCAAGAAGAAGCUCUAUUAGGAUUACUAUUGAAUCCUGCAUGAGCAGGAUAUUUGUUAAGUCA
Haliotis rubra (blacklip abalone) is the source of this 702-nucleotide messenger RNA. RefSeq names its product solute carrier family 66 member 3-like. The record is from RefSeq and is a predicted model, not a curated record. NCBI's taxonomy places the organism in Eukaryota, Metazoa, Mollusca, Gastropoda, Lepetellida, Haliotidae. The transcript is spliced from 6 exons. Bases 15 to 659 code for a protein of 214 amino acids.